AGUGCGUGUAGUGCGCGCAUUACCACAAAACCAAACAGUCGCAGUAACCUCAAAUAUCUGCAAGAUAACGGCAGAAAAUAAUUAAUAAAUGACGCGAAUGAUUUAUUAACGAAUUAUAAUACAUGAUGGAUAAAACAAAACCGAAGUUUAAACACCCACCGAGUUUGUUCACAAGAAUCUUCACGAAACCUGACCUAAGCCUUCCGGAUGGAUGGGCAUCAUACAAUUGCAUCAAAAAUGACCAAAGAACAAUCUUGUUAUCACAGUUGACUAUUUACAAUCAUCAACCCAUCAUGUUAAGACAAAUCAUCCUGCAAGAGAACUUAACACUAAAGUAUUUUGUGGGUAAACAUGAAGUGCACUUAAACAAUAUCAACAAUGUUUAUGUGCCAAGUGCCAUCAAGAUGGAGGCUGAUGUCAGGUCUGUUAUUGCCACAAUCUCAUCAAUUAACAUAUGCAAUGGAUUUGCAAUGGUUAAGGAGAAUCCUGGUAAUGAAGUGCUAGGUUUGAUCUAUGACCAUGAAAUGCAUACUUGGAGACAUAAAGAUUGCAGUCACUGGUUAGAGAGGCCACAAACAACAUGCUCAAACUGUUUAACAGUAAUAAAUCAAAAUGAUGCGGAAUCAGAAAUCACCACGUUCAAUACGAUGGAUCCCCAAGCGCACGUUGUUUCAACGUCUAGUACACCGAUGGAGACUGAGGAUGUUUUGCCCUCAACGUCUGCAAUACCUCUCACUGUGCAACACUCAGCCAAUCCCGCCGAAUCUAAUACCUUGCGAAACCAAAUCACCACGCUCAACAUGAUGGAUCCCUGUGCGCACAUUCCUUCAAUAUCCAGUACACCGAUGGAGACCGAGGAUGCUUUGCGGUCAACGUCUGCAAUACUCACCAAAGCCGAAAUGAAUGCCCUGCGAAAUCGUGAGUACAGAAAACGUGCAGCAGCUAUUAGAACCCCAGAACAGGCCGCGGCGUUUGCAAGAAAAGCCGCUGAAAGACGACGCAAAUCGUACCAUCUACGUAGAGCUGCUUUAUUAGCUCUCGCCAGCGGCACGGUGGAGACAACUAAAAAUGUACAAACCAGCGCUCAGCGAAAACGUGCAUCUCGACAGCGUCAAUCCGAACGACUUAGGAGUGCUGCACAACUAGCCCAGUCAUACUAGGUAAAAAAAGGGGUCAACCUCGGAAUGAAAGAUAAUAAGCUGAAAAUUGGUAUGAACCUUUGUUUUGUCAUUCUAAAUGUUGUCUCAAAAGUCACAAUCGUUAUCGUGCCUGCGUCUCAAGAUAUUCAAGGUCAAAGGUCACAAAAAUCGGUUUUUCGCGAAUAUCUGGCUUCCUAUCGGUUAAAUGAGAUUUGCAUUCAUUAUAAAAGUUGUAGGCUAUAAAAUUCCCUACAACUUUUGUUUAAACUUUUUUUUCAUACGACCAACCGUUUUGAAGGUAGAGCGCGAAGAGUGCACAUCGUACAGUCAUAUACGGCCUAAUGCAAGGUCAAGCGUGAGUUAUGGUUAUCAGUACGUUAUAAAGUCAAUUAUUUACUUGGAAAUUAUAAUUAUUAAACAAUGCCCAUUAUUUAUGUACUAACUAUUAAUUAUUUAUAUUUAAUUAAAGUAAGAUCAUAUAUUUUAGUUUUAUUUUAAGUUAAAAUGAUAGUAAGAGUAUAUAUUUUACACAUAUUUUUAUUUAUUAUUAAAUACGGCAUAAUAUACAUUUAUCAAAAUGUGAGUUCAAAUAUCAAAAUUAUCUUUGUUGAUUUUAAUUGUAAUGAAAUUGGAAAUGGAAGCUAAUUAGAAAGACUUCAUUUCGUUUUUUGCACUUGACGUUGAAGGUUCACUCUCAUCUGUGCGUCGUUUCGAUGCAAUAAUAACAUUUUUACUCGUGUACACUUUUCGACACUCGGAAUGCACAUUUACAGAACUUAAAGUAUUUAAAUAGUCUAUAUGUCCAUCAUUUCUUUCAAUACUUGCAGUUUUUAAAGUUUGUAAACCACGUACGACAUUCACAGAAACACCUUCUGAAAGUGACUUAUCACAUAUAAAACACAAAUCAGCCAUAGCUCUUAAAACCGUACGUCCGUAGUUGCAACGGUACAAUUUCAAACUUAACGAAUAACUAACGUUAUAUUAUUUUCUAAUUUGAAUACGUAGUCCAUGUUUAUAAGAUGUAUUUAUUAAAUUGUUUUGUGAUUUAUAUGGAUUUUACAAUUUUGUAUGAGUUUUACAUGUUUCGCCCUGUGGGCAUCGUCAGAAACUGAUUUGAAAUUUGGUGUUUUAGGGUGUUCUUAGUGUCAAGUGUUUUUGUGUUGUGUUAAUGAGUGUUAUCGUGGGUUGUAGGUAUGUGGAGUUUUUUGAGGGGUUUGAAGAUAGUGUCGUGUAUUGAGUUUAUUUGUUCGUUUAAGAGUGUGUGUUUGAUUUUGUGCUUGUAAAUUUGAAUAUUAUUUUCUUUUAUGUUUAGGUAUUUGUCAUUAGAGGUUUUUAAUAUGGUUAGUAUGUUUUCUAUUGUGUUGUGUUGGUGGCUGUGUUUUAAGAUGUGUUUUGCGUAGUGUGAGUGGUAUGUGUGUGGAUUUUUUAUUGCAUUGGUGUGUUCGUUAUAUCUUAUUAGCAUGUUUCUAUUUGUUUUUCCUAUGUAUAUUUCUUGACAAGUGUGGCAUGUGAGUUUGUAUAUUCCACUAUUUUUGUAUGUGUUUGUACUAUUUGUUGUGUGUGUUUGUAGUUUGUUGAUGAGUUUUUGUUUGGUUUUGUAUGCUAUUUUGUGGUUUUUAAAUAUAUUUGAUAUGUUAUAUGUGUUACUUUAAUUAAAUAUAAAUAAUUAAUAGUUAGUACAUAAAUAAUGGGCAUUGUUUAAUAAUUAUAAUUUCCAAGUAAAUAAUUGACUUUAUAACGUACUGAUAACCAUAACUCACGCUUGACCUUGCAUUAGGCCGUAUAUGACUGUACGAUGUGCACUCUUCGCGCUCUACCUUCAAAACGGUUGGUCGUAUGAAAAAAAAGUUUAAACAAAAGUUGUAGGGAAUUUUAUAGCCUACAACUUUUAUAAUGAAUGCAAAUCUCAUUUAACCGAUAGGAAGCCAGAUAUUCGCGAAAAACCGAUUUUUGUUACCUUUGACCUUGAAUAUCUUGAGACGCAGGCACGAUAACGAUUGUGACUUUUGAGACAACAUUUAGAUUGACAAAACAAAGGUUCAUACCAAUUUUCAGCUUAUUAUCUUUCAUUCCGAGGUGAAAGCCCUAAUAUGACUGGGCUAAACCCAGUACUUCAUCGAAUCAAGCAGCAGUGCACUAAGAACAACCUACCUGGUCUACAAAAUAAAACGAUAGAUGUAAUUUAAAAUUUGAAAAAA
Molecule: messenger RNA, 3337 nt
Organism: Dalotia coriaria
Lineage: Eukaryota; Metazoa; Arthropoda; Insecta; Coleoptera; Staphylinidae
Exons: 3
Coding region: 123-1160 (345 amino acids)
Source: RefSeq, a predicted model, not a curated record